UUUGCUCCUCUCACUCGUGUCCGCGCCUCUAAACCCGCACCCCGUGCGCCCCAACACGCAGGCGCAUCUCCUCAAAUGCUGGCCCUACCACACUCCUCUUUCUCUCCAUUUCGCUACCCCUCCUCUUCUAGCACCCAGCAGGUUCAAACUGUUCUACGUGAGGGCGGCGAUUGAGAGGGUCACGUGAUGAGCAUCCUGCUGCCCAACAUGGCGGAGUUCGACACCAUCUCGGAACUGGAGGAGGCGGAGGAGGAGGAAGAGGAGGAAGAAGCGGCAACGUCGUCGUCGUCUCCGUCGUCGUCGGUAUCGGGGCCGGAGGACGACGAGGAAGAUGAAGACGAGGAAGAGGACGAGGAGGAUGUGCCGCCCCCGCCUCGCGUAGUGAGCGAGGAGCAUCUCCGGCGAUGCGCCCCCGACCCUGUAUUGGUACGAGGCGCCGGCCACAUCACCGUGUUUGGCUUGAGCAACAAGUUUGAUACUGAAUUUCCCUCAGUUCUAACAGGGAAGGUGGCCCCGGAAGAAUUUAAGACCAGCAUUGGCCGUGUGAAUGCAUGCUUGAAAAAGGCUCUCCCAGUCAAUGUGAAAUGGCUGCUGUGUGGUUGUCUCUGCUGCUGUUGCACACUGGGCUGCAGCCUGUGGCCUGUUAUUUGUCUUAACAAAAGAACCAGAAGAUCAGUUCAGAAGUUAUUAGAAUGGGAAAAUAACAGAUUAUAUCACAAGCUUGCUUUGCACUGGAAGUUGACUAAAAGGAAAUGUGAAACUAGCAAUAUGAUGGAAUAUGUAAUACUAAUAGAAUUCCUACCAAAAUAUCCCAUAUUCCGACCUGACUGAGGAAUUUUAUUCAGUCAUUUCUGUGUUACCUGUCAUUUCCUACCCUUAGUGCCUUGUAGAUGAUUUUGGAAUGAAGAUGGUCUCCUUUGCUGUGUUCAACUUAUUCUUUAUAAUGGUAGAGUAUUCUGCUCACACUUUUAUUUGUGUUGGUUUAAGAAGAAAAUUUGCACAUUUUUUUUUGUUAGGUGAGGUUUGUGUUUUGCACUCUCAAUUUUUAAAUAAAUACACACACAUACAUAUAUAUAUACACAUAUGUGUGUGUGUGUGUAUAUAUAUAGUUGCCGUUAAAGAUAAAACAUCAGUGCUGGUGUUUAAAAAACAAAAACUUGUUCUGAGCAUGCUGCCUUAUAAUUUUCAUACUCAGUGUUUCUAAAUAUGCAUCAUUUUUCUAGGCUUCUUUAAUGCUCUGCAAUCCCCUAUUGGACACACAUGAAUAAGCUUUUGGUAGCUUUUAGAAAUGAUUUUACCUUUACCUGCUUUUAAAGGACAUGCAAUUAAUAGCAAUGGUUUUGUCCUGCACUUUGCUAAAUUAUCACUUAUGUUAGUGGAUAAAAUAUUUAAACUCCUAAAGACUUGUAAAUAUUGUCUCUUUGCGUAAUGUAAAAUGUGAUAUGCCAUGGUUUACAGAAUGUAAUAUUACUCUUGCUGUAUUGCCAACAAUUCUGCAUAGAUUUUAAUAUGAAUGAAGUUUGCAAGCAUCCUUUUCAAUAUAGACUGUUAACAUGCUGUUUUAUGGCAAAGCCGUAAUAAGUAUGUUAAAAAUUUCAGGUGUAGGGCCAGGUUGCCCUUUGUAAUGAUUUGAUUGAAAUCGAAAUUAUCGUCUGAGAUAUUCUUCAAUGCACCUGAAACCCAGAACCUUAUUUUUUCCAUUUAAUUCAGUAAUUCCCAUUUCGUACCCCACUCUUACCCCCAAAGGAAUUCAUUUGACAUCUGACACAUUUCACAACCUCGCUAUCUUCGUUUACUUCCCUUCAUGUUUCCUUUUCCUCAUUCGAAAAUACACACAGUUAUGACCUGUAAGGAGUGUUUCAAGAUUUCAAAUGACUUGGUUGGUGUCAAGAAAGCCACUGCUAACAACACCUUUCUGGAGUUGUGAUACUCUACUUUGGGAAAGAGGGAAAGCUAAUUGAAAAUAUGUAGUGGCUGAAUUAUAACCGAUUCAAUAUUCUUAAUCUUAUUUUUGAAGAUCUCUUUUUAAACAUUUGGCUGUUAUUAAUGAGGAAAGACAAGUAUUUAAACCAAAGUAUUUUAGUUUAUAAAUUCACGACAAAUGUAGCCUUUUCAUUUUUCCUUCAUAAUUCAAAUGAGAGCAUCACACUGUAAUUGUUCUAGAAUUUGAAUUAGCAUAAUCAAAGCUUCGUAUUGUGUUAAUUCAACCACAAAUGUAUGCCUGUAUAUAGGCAUUAUUUGUAAUUCCUAGUGCUAAAUAUAGAAGUAUCUGGGACCGAAUAAUAUUUUAUUUAUCAUCUUACUCUUACUGCUUUCAGUAAACUUUUUUAGGCAAACAUUCAUCCCAGUGGAGAGAACAAUCAUUUCUUCAUCCAAGGUUAAGCCUUUUAAGCCGCUUUUCAAUUUUAUGCCUAAUUUGAAAUCCAGUAAAAGAAGAGGGAAAAAAGAGACACUACUUGAUAUGUGACUAUAAUAUAGUCACUUCCCUCUGUAGAGCAGCGCCAUUGUCCUCAGCCACCCAGCCACCCAGCAUCUCUUAACUUUUCAUAUAUUGUCUGUCUGUUGUACAAUCGAAGGUGUAUUUUUAUAGACAAGGUGGAAACUGCUGAAUAUGCAUACCAAACUUCUUGUUUCAUAGCUAAGGUCACGGAAAAUUGUAUCUGUGGUUUAUGUUCCGGCUAAUAACAGGUUGAUGCUUCAAACUGUGAUAGUUUAAUACCAAAACUUGUUUGUAGAAUAGUACAAAAUUUCUGAUUAUCACUGACAGAAUAAUUAUUUUUAAGUGUCUACCCAUAAAAUCUCAUUUUUAAUAAACUUAGAAUUUAGCCAUGCGGUGGUCAUAGUAACCUUUUUUUUUACCAUGUAUAAAUCACACUUGGCUUUGCUCAAAGAACAGCAGAAAGUGGUGAAUCGUUUCCAUGAUAUAAAUAUUGAGAUAGGAACAGAGUGCAUCUGGACACAGAGUAGAAUUCAAGCUACAGAGUAUUUGUUAUAAAAACCAUUUGCCAGCAUGUGUAAACUUAAUUUUAAAACUUACUCUAAUUGCUCUUAAAUUUAUUAUUUUAUUGAUCAUUAGGCUGGUUGACUCAUUUUAUUUUCUUGAAAUACUCAGAAAAUACUGUUUGUUUUUUUCUUUCUUGUAUGACUGGUUUUUUUUUCUAACUAUUUUCUUUCAGACUGGGCUGGUUAGCAUUUGGGUAUUUGGGAGUGCUUUGGGAGGGACUGUUAUCUUUUCUAUGAAAUUGGCAACAGUCGAAGCUAAAAUGACAGAGCACACUGUGGUCGUUAAUUUCUCCCCCAUUGACUUUUUUCUCUUUAAUCCUCAAGAUAGAAUAUACUUGGAUAUUUUUCAUGAAGUUAGUAAAAUAUUUUUGUGGAAGUUGUUUUUGGGUUGAAGAAAGUAAUUUUGAAAUUCUUUGUUGCACAAUAUUCCUUUAUGAAAACUGCUGUGGUUCUUUCCAGAGAAAAUAACAUUUAUUUUCCAAAGUAUAUAAAUCUCACAAAGCUUUGAGGUUACAAGUUAAAACUGGUCUUUCUCUAACUUCCCCUUAUACAUCUCCACCCCUGUUACCCCUUGAAACACCCAAAUUGUAUAAAAUGAAAUCAGCUCAGACCUUUUUCAGCUACUCUUUGUUCCCUUCUACCCCUUUUGUUAAUUUAGGAAAGAGACCCUUAUAGUCAAAUGUUAAAAGAUGAUGGAGAAGUGCCUUGUCUUUUUUGAACAAAGAUAACAUUUAAUGUUUAAGGAAGCAGAAUGGAUGAAUUGGUAGGCAUUAGACUUAAAACCAUCUUUUUCAACUAAGUAUAAGAAUAUUUCACUAACACAUUAUAUUUCUUUUAUUUAUUUAAAGUCAUCUUCCUUAUUUUUCCCCAAUCACGUGAUAUAUUAGUGACAAAAUAUCGCAAGACUACUAGUCACUUAAAUAACUAGUAUAAUCUGAAUGCUAGUAAACAUGUAAUUUAACAUGGUUCUGGUACAACAAUGGUCUUUGACCCACCAAAAUCCACUUAAGUAUUUAAUGGACAUACUAUUCGUAUUAUUAUGACCUAUAAACACUAAUGUCUGAUCAGUUCAUCAAACUGUAUUAUUAUUUAGUACUAUACCAUUUUAAUGAAAUUUCCUUUUUUUUAAUAAUCGAGCGGAGUUCCAUAACAUUUGUAAGCCUUUGAACAAAUAGUAUUUUUUCAAAUGUAUGAGAACUUUAAAAAACCAUUAGCAUUUUGAUUUUGUUUACAAGUAAACUGAUACUUAACAAAAAUCAAACCUCACUACUUGAACAGUAUUUCAUUAGAAUUGGCUUUGACCCAGGAGGAUAUGGAAAUUAUAUACAUCUGUUUAUAUUGGAGCAGUUUUACAUAGUGGAAAAAGUUGGUAAUUUGAUUUUAUGAGACUCAAAUUCAUCGAAAUAGGUCCUGUUAUGCCUAUAAAAUUCUGCUUUAAAAAUAAUCCAUUUUGCAACAAUUGUCAAGUUGUUCAGGUUCCUUUAAAUGGUGAACUAUAAGGAAAUUUCCCACAGAAAAUGAAUAGGGUUUAUUAAAAUUACUUGUACAUGUAGUGUGUUGAACUAAAAAUAAGGAUGGAGACUGAUGAUGAUGAAUAGAUGAUGAGAUAGAUAGAUAGAUGGAUGGAUGAUAAUCCUUAUCUUGCCCCAAAUUUCUCUUUCCUGAUUCUGAGCCAGCCUCUUCGUUUUGAUCAUGGCAACCUGAGAAAAUGUUCUAUGAGAAAGUGAUGUAACAUGGGCUCUGAGCAAUUCACUUAAAUUACAUGUCAGUCUUUAUCUGUAAAAUCAUAAAUUGAACCUAGAGCUGUACAGAAAAUUAGAGAUUACUUAACAUUCUGUGAUUCCAGGAAUCCUUAGGAAAUUUUUACUCUACAAAAUCUCAGAAUGAUUUUUCUAGGAUCGAAUACCCUUGGUGGAAACACUCGCAGUGCCUUGAACACAGGAAAAGUUUAAGUUACCAGCUGGCUCCUAGUUGAUGUGUAUUCAUUAUCACAGAGACUCAAAGACCUGAUACCUGCUAGACCUCGGCCUUAUGUAGUACAUGAGAAUGAAUGUAGUUUCCCUAGGAACUGAGGACUGAGGUCUGUACACUUUGCCUAUGUGGAAUCUGACUAUGCAGUUCGUAUCCAGACAAGAAUGAUAGCUGUGACAACAAUGGAGACGCGGGCGGACUCACUUUGACAUUGAUGCAAAAAGAGUUUCAUAUCCUAUCCAAUAUCUGUUUCAGUGACUUAUUAAGUUCCAUAUCCUCAAAAAAACCUGAUGGAACAAAUUGAUAAUAUUAGAUGGAAAGGAAAGUGCUAUGGAAUUCAAACCCAAGUCAUUUCUGGUUGGUUCAAUUCUUAGCUCUGUUCCUUAAUUCCUCUGUACCUCAUGUUCUCAUUAUGCAAGUGAGGACAGUAAUCUGGACCUACCUCACAGGGGAAUUGAGGAUCUUUUCAUAUAUUAACAUGCCUUUUGAAGUUGACUGAAAGAUACACUGGAUAUCAUAAUUUUGUAAUUUCUAAAUUCCUUUAAAUCUAUGUUUUGUUAUGUUUUCUUUCUCUGUCAAACCUUACAGAAUGGGUGUUGCGGUUAAUUUACUAUUUGGUAGUAAAUUUUGUUAUCUAUCUCCUAUGUGUUAACAUGGGUAAUUGUGUUAUGUUGAUAUUUCAUUUAGGGAGAAAAAAGCAGGUGGAUAUAAACCAGCAGUGAGGGCAUCCUUGAACCUUUCUCAGUAUUUCAAAAAGUAUACUAAAAAUGAUGCAUUUACCUGUAAUAUUUCUGCCGCACAGGCCAACUGUGACAUUGAAUUUCCGCACAUUUUGCUUAAAAUUUUUUUCAGUUCUAACACUGGUUAUCACAUAUUGAUCAGAAGUUGUAAAUGGAAGUUAUGCUUUUGACUGAUUUAAAAAAUGAGAAAGCCUUUUAUUACAUGCAAUUUAGUAAACAAAAUACUUGAAAACAUGGGGAAAGAACAUAAAGCGAUCCUUCUGGUAAAGUGUUAGGAGCCACUUUUAUAAAGGAACUAAGAUUAUUUGACCCUCUCCACAGGUUGUCUACCCAGUCCCUAAAUAAUGAAAUGCUAGAUUAUGUGUGUUCAUGUGUUUUGCUAGAUUGAACUAUAUAAAUUCAGGUUGGGAUUUGCUUUCAGUUAUUUUUUUCUGUUUCAGAACUAUAUAACUGAGCUAGUUUAUUUGAGUGUGUAUAUGUAAAACAUACAUACACACAUAGGAUUGCAAAUGUGGAAAGUAUUAUGUUCUAGCAUUGGAGUAAAUAUGAGUUUCUGAGUCUCAAAGUAGUUCUUUGUAUAAACUCAACGUGAUGAGUCAAGGCAAUAAUUUCUCAAAUGUUCCUUUUAUUCUUGUUUAUUUUGUUUCCAUUUAUCUUGGCUUCAUUUUCUUAAUUUUCCAUUUUUCUAGUAGGCAAAUAGUAUAAAAUUGUUUUAAUGCCUAGACUUUGAAAAUAGUUACAAAUGUUUGAAAUUAUAUAACCUACAAGCUAGUUCACCAUCCUUGGACUAACCACAUAUAAAUAUGAGUCUCAGCUGCAAAAACAGAAAAUCCUGGUAGCCAAGAAGCAGGCAUUGUGAUCAAAAUAUCUGUGUGAAAAACCUACAAUUUCUACUUUUCGGCAAAGGAUUCCUGUUGGGACAGGUUUACCAGAAAAGAAUAAAGGUGGCUAUGUCCAUUCAAACCAAGAACGUUCAUGCAUCUUGUAUUGUUACAUAGCCUAUGGAAUGAAUUCAUGUUUCUCCCUUGAGUUCUGGAGCGCCCCCCUGGAAGAACUCAGCCUACAUAACAGCUGUGCCAAAAUGGAGACCUGCCUCUGAAAUGUUCACUGCUGCUUCUGUCGUUGUUGACUUGUCAGAUGUAAAAUUUUAUUACCUCAGGAUGCAAAAUUACAAUAAAGUGCAAAUCUGUGUUAAUCAAUUGAA
This is a messenger RNA of Pteropus alecto (black flying fox), 6918 nucleotides long. RefSeq names its product cysteine rich hydrophobic domain 1 (gene CHIC1). Bases 187 to 831 code for a protein of 214 amino acids. The transcript is spliced from 6 exons. Lineage: Eukaryota; Metazoa; Chordata; Mammalia; Chiroptera; Pteropodidae. The record is from RefSeq and is a predicted model, not a curated record.